CUCCUUAAUAAAUACUAAUUUGUUUAAAGGAAUAAAUGCUACUCCGGCUUGCCAUAGAGCUCGGAGCGAGAGAGGGAGUGAGGGAGGGCAUUGCUGCUUAAAAUGCUGUGAAUGUGACAGCCAAUCGUCCAGACUGCCAGUCUCCGCUUGGGGAGGGAAUGAGGAAAAAACUCUGUGAGGAAAAUGCGCGCGAAGUGACGCGACACGCGCCGCUCUACAAGUGCUCUGACCGUUUUCCACCAACAGCGCGAGGACCGGGGCGCGAAAACGACUCGCCCUUUUGAGGGGACAAACAUGACUGUGGUGCCCGGGGAGAACCUCGAAGAGACUGUGGCAUUGGCAGCCCUGUCCCAAGAUGUUUACGACCCUGAACGGGCAGACCAGGAGUGCUGCGAGCGGGUGGUUAUCAACAUCUCCGGACUGCGCUUCGAAACCCAAUUGAAAACCCUCGCGCAAUUCCCUGCCACCUUACUCGGUGACCCCAGGAAACGAAUGCGCUUCUUCGACCCUCUAAGGAACGAGUACUUUUUUGACAGGAACCGACCGAGUUUUGAUGCCAUCCUCUACUACUAUCAGUCUGGAGGGAGGCUGAGGAGACCCGUCAAUGUUCCUGUGGACAUCUUUAUGGAGGAGAUCAAAUUCUACGAGUUGGGAGAAGAGGUCAUUGAGAAUUUUAAAGAGGACGAGGGCUUCAUCAAGGAGGAAGAGCGACCUUUGCCAGAAAACGAGUUCCAGAGGCAGGUCUGGCUGCUGUUCGAGUACCCUGAGAGCUCUGGACCCGCAAGGGGCAUCGCAAUAGUCUCAGUGCUCGUCAUUUUGAUAUCCAUUGUCAUAUUCUGCUUGGAGACUUUACCUGAGUUUAGGGAGGACGGGAAAAUGUAUGAGGAGCACCUCGCUUUCAAUGGAACUGCUAGUUUAAAGAAGCCCAAUCCCUUCACAGACCCGUUUUUUAUUGUGGAGACCCUUUGUAUAAUAUGGUUCUCCUUUGAACUGCUCGUGAGGUUUCUCGCGUGCCCAAGUAAGCCCGCUUUCUUUAAGAAUAUCAUGAACACAAUCGACAUCGUGGCCAUUAUUCCCUACUUCAUCACCUUGGGUCUGGAGUUGGCCGAGCAUCAGGGCAACGGCCAGCAGGCGAUGUCUCUGGCCAUCCUGAGGGUCAUUCGCUUGGUGCGGGUGUUCCGCAUAUUUAAGCUUUCUAGACACUCAAAGGGGCUUCAGAUUCUAGGCAAGACACUUCAAGCGAGCAUGCGGGAACUGGGUCUCCUCAUAUUCUUCCUUUUUAUUGGAGUUAUAUUGUUCUCCAGCGCCGUGUAUUUCGCCGAGACGGACGACCCCGACUCGGGGUUCAGCAGCAUCCCCGAUGCCUUUUGGUGGGCAGUGGUUUCCAUGACAACUGUAGGCUACGGGGACAUGUGCCCAGUCACAAUUGGUGGCAAAAUAGUGGGCUCUUUGUGUGCCAUUGCUGGUGUUCUCACCAUUGCUCUUCCAGUGCCCGUCAUCGUGUCCAAUUUCAAUUACUUCUACCACAGGGAGACCGAGCACGAGGAGCAGAUGCAGUACACGCACGUAACGUGCGGUCAGCAGCAAACCACGUUUGGUGAAUUUAAAAGGAGUGAAAGCAAAGCGUCCCUUUCCAAAUCAGACUAUUUGGAUUCCGAAGAUGGAGAUUCGGUCAAGUACACCAACUGCAGCCCACAUAAAGCAUACGCAGGGAAGCUUACUGAUGUAUGAAUGUAGAAAGCCAGCAGUUAUUCACCCAAAGAAGCGCACGAGUACAUCCUCACCCCCUCGCGCCGGCUUGAGUAGAUGUCUAAUAAUCUGCGAGGAACACUUCAUUUGGAAACUACGACAGUGGAUUUUACUGUUUUCUAAACUGUCUUCCAUUGUUGUGAUCGUCGAUCAUCGAAGCGCGCGCGCGCGAGACGUAGACUAGACGCAAGAUUAUUAAAAAAAAAUAAAAAAAUACAUAACGUAUGCUAUUAUAUAUAAGCAAGCUCAAUUAAAUGUGUAGCACUUUAUUAGUAUACUCAAAUUUCGGUUAGUUUUUCCAAAAACAAAUUCGCUGACAGACAGUAAAGAAGUUUACAUAUAGGCUACAGUUUGCGUAUUUGGAGAGAAAUAGUAGGACCAAAAUAUAUAUCUUGUUGUUGUUGUUUUUUUUCCUAAAGAGGACAGAACUGCAAGGUCAUUUGGAAAACGACUUACCCCAACUUAUUUAAUAAUGGCAUUGUUAUUAUUUUUACAUUUUUUUUUUUUUUUACUGGCUAUGCGUAAUUUUGAAAUCUGAGCAAUACAUAUCUCCGUGAUUAUAUUGAAACCAGAUUUGAGAUUAUUAAGCAUUAUAAAGAGCAUACUGCAUUUUUUCAGGUGGUGUCAUAAUAAUAUCAGUUAGCAUUGAAAGGUUAUGGCAUCUUAAAAUUACUUGAUAACUUUAUUCGCACUAUGUAGAAGCACUGCAGGGAUAGAUUAGCAACAUUUGUUGUAAGCUUCUUUAUUUCUUCAUAUUAU
This is a messenger RNA of Megalobrama amblycephala (Wuchang bream), 2508 nucleotides long. RefSeq names its product shaker-related potassium channel tsha2. Gene Ontology annotation, biological process: potassium ion transmembrane transport; protein homooligomerization. The coding region runs from base 295 to 1731 and encodes 478 amino acids. Gene Ontology annotation, cellular component: voltage-gated potassium channel complex; membrane. The transcript has a single exon. The record is from RefSeq and is a predicted model, not a curated record. Gene Ontology annotation, molecular function: protein binding; delayed rectifier potassium channel activity. NCBI's taxonomy places the organism in Eukaryota, Metazoa, Chordata, Actinopteri, Cypriniformes, Xenocyprididae.